UAUGUGGGAAGAUGAAAACAUAUUUGGAAAGAAACAAAAAUUAAGACCAAAUGCUGUACCAAUAAAGGAAUUGCAUGUGGAAAUGUUACAAGGUGGUACUAUACAAAUGCCAAAAAUGCACUUUGUCAGCAUUUUAAAAAGAAAACAAAACAUUGUUAAUUCAGAAAAGCCAGCGGAAGACGAUGUAGAAAUCACAGAUAUAAUACCUCCUAAAAGGACGAAGAAAAAUAACGAUUUGGUACCUGAUUCACCUGAUUGUGAAAAUCUCUCUCUCUCUCCCUCUCUCUCUCUCUCUCUUAAUCCAGAUAUAUAGCAAUAACAGAUGAAAUGAAGAAAUGUUUAGAAAAAAAUCAACAAUUGGAGAGAAAAUUGAGGAAGACAAAUUGAAUCAUAAAGAAAAUGAAGACAACAAACAAUAUAUAUAAAAAAGAAUUACAGUUAAAACUACGGCGCCUUGAAAAAGAAGUAUGUAAAAGGAAUUCCUUUGUAGAAGUUACGUUUAAAUUUUUUAAUGAUGACCAAGUAAAGUUUUUAACAAAUAAGAAUAAGAAAGUGGCCAAAUGGUGUAACGCUACUUUAUUAAAAUCGUACAGGUUGAAAUUUGCA
Messenger RNA from Temnothorax curvispinosus, 606 nucleotides. RefSeq lists its product as uncharacterized. The record is from RefSeq and is a predicted model, not a curated record. NCBI's taxonomy places the organism in Eukaryota, Metazoa, Arthropoda, Insecta, Hymenoptera, Formicidae. The coding region runs from base 2 to 313 and encodes 103 amino acids. The transcript has 2 exons.